GAGGCUGGCGGGAGGGCUGGGGGAAGGGACCCGGCCUGGAACAACUGCUGACUAAUCGGCAGGCGGGAUCACGCGCCUGUGUGUGCGCGCAGCGGGUUUCGGGCACGCAGGUCUCGGCCUGGAGCCGGCGGCCAGCCCACCGGGCGGGCCCCCACCUCGGUUUUCUAGGAAAACCCAGGCCCAAGAAAUUGAGUACUUUCCCUAAAGUUACAAAGCUGAAUUCGACCCAGACCCCGCGACUCCCCUCUCUGGGCACCACCCGGAAGCUUCUCCACUGUCCUUGACUUCCCAUUCUGUCCUCCAGGCUUCCCAGUAAGAGUUACAAGGUGGAUAGACACAAAAUUAGCAUGGCGGGCGAGGACUCUGAAGAACCCAGGGUCCAUGUGGGAGAAGUAGGAGUGUCACACCUGAGGAUGGGCGUGGUUUCACCGCUGAAGCUUAUGGCUGGCGGCUGGCAGAGAAGGGAGCAGGGACCCUGAUGUGUGGGUAGCCACCAGUUUCCCAUUUGAUGGAAAAAUCACCUUCAGAUAUGGUUGGAGGAGUGUUACCGCCUGCCUAUGAUGUUUGAGGCCCUAGUUUCUAUUCCUAUCGCCAAGAAAGAGAAGAGAUGGCCCAGAGGACUGGAGGCCCAGUUCCGUUUGUCCAUGGACCUGCCCCCUAGUGCCCAGGCAUGGAGUGGUUGUGAGAAGGUGCGAGAGGAAGCUUCAUUUUAGGUGACCCUGCCUCCAGCAUUGGGAAGCAAAUCCAGGUGCCUGUGUAUGGCUAGCAUACAGCCUCAGGAGCACCUUUGACCACCGGCAACCUAACUAUGCAUGCUUGGGAGGCCCGUGGCUCGCUGCCCCGGGCCCUGCCCCUUGCUUCCUCAGUCCUGGCACUGCUGCUGAGCUGCCUGUGGUUACUGGGGGCUGGCCCCAGCCUCAGAUUGGCUCCAGAGCUGCUAAUGGAACCCUGGCAGGUGCACCGGCUGCUGACCCACGCUCUGGGCCACACUGCACUGCCGGGCCUGCUCCUGAGCCUGCUGCUCCUGCCCACUCUGGGCUGCUGGCAGGAGCAGCAUCUGGGCACUCUGCGCUUCCUGUACAACUCCACCUUGCUUGCCCUGGCUACUGGGCUGCUGGCUGUGCUGCUGGCAGGCCUUGGGGUAUCCGGUGCAGCUGAAGGCUGUGGGUAUAUGCCUGUCCAUCUAGCCAUGCUGGCGGGACAGAGUCACUACCCUGGAUGGCCUCAGAGGACACUGCCACCAUGGCUGCUACCAUGGUUGCUGCUGGCCCUGACCCUGCUGCUCAGCUCUGAGCCACCCUUCCUGCAGCUCCUUUGUGGCCUUCUUGCUGGCCUAGCCUAUGCUACCGGGGCCUUCCGGUGGCUGGAGCUCUCAGAGCGGAGACUGCAGGUGUUACAGGACGGUGUCCUCUGCAGGACUCUGGCCCGGUGCUGGCCACUGAGGCUCCUCCCCACCCCAGGCAGUGUGGGUGAGCUGCCUGUCACUUAUCCUGCCGGAGUGAGGCCCGCCACCCCUAGACCACAUUCCCUGGCUUCCACAAACCCCUGGCCUCACAGUGAUGGCUCUGCUCAGCUCCCACCAGGCCCAGGGCCUGGACAGCAGCCGUGGAAGAACUCAGAGAGGGACUUGGCCUGGGCUGGGCCCAGCCUUGCAUCAUCAGGGCCGAUGUGGGAAGCCCUAGACGAACAGAUGCUACAGGAGGGGAUCCAGGCCUCACUUCUUGAUGUGUCAGCUCAGGGUUCCCAGAGCUCUCUGUGGUUGCCAAAGCCCUCUGUCUCUUCUCUAAGGCUGCAGCAGCUACAGCACAUGGGAUUCCCCACGGAGCAGGCUGCAGUGGCAUUGGCAGCUACAGGGCGUGUAGAGGGGGCAGUGUCACUGCUAGUGGAAGGGCUGGUGGACACUGAGGCCCUAGUGACUGAGGGGAGGAGUGCUCCUGCCCACUGCACGGGCGCUGGGGCCUCAUAGCCCAAGAAGAAAGUAGGCCUGGCCUCAGCCCUCGCCUUGGCUCUGAGGGCUUGGUGGGGCAUCCCUGAGCGCAUCCCUGGGGCAGGACUAGGCCCCAGGCCCCAGCAUGUUUCCCUGGGACUUUCUAAGAAUAAAGGCUGAUUUGCUUCUCA
This is a messenger RNA of Apodemus sylvaticus (European woodmouse), 2118 nucleotides long. RefSeq names its product rhomboid domain containing 3 (gene Rhbdd3). NCBI's taxonomy places the organism in Eukaryota, Metazoa, Chordata, Mammalia, Rodentia, Muridae. Bases 809 to 1966 code for a protein of 385 amino acids. Gene Ontology annotation, cellular component: membrane. Gene Ontology annotation, molecular function: protein binding; serine-type endopeptidase activity. The transcript is spliced from 10 exons. The record is from RefSeq and is a predicted model, not a curated record.